This is a messenger RNA of Camponotus floridanus (Florida carpenter ant), 2643 nucleotides long. RefSeq lists its product as uncharacterized. The record is from RefSeq and is a predicted model, not a curated record. NCBI's taxonomy places the organism in Eukaryota, Metazoa, Arthropoda, Insecta, Hymenoptera, Formicidae. The transcript has 6 exons. The coding region runs from base 1 to 2202 and encodes 733 amino acids.
AUGACUAGCCGAGCGAAGGAGGAGGUUCGCAAACAUGGUACGUCGAUACAUUUUUGCUAUUACGAAAUAUUCUCGUUCUCUCUUAUUGUGUAUUUACGUAACUCUUAUUCGCAGUUAAUUCGUGAAUUUGCCCUCGUAGUGUUAUUAUUUCCACCUACACUCCUGGGCAAUGAUUAUCGAUGGUAUCGCGCUGUUGAAUUUUGGAGCAGCGUCGUUUGUUCUAUGGAAAAUUCCAAAACCGUCCAUUUUCAUGGCGUGCUCGAUAAUAAUAAAAGCUCUAUUCUUUUUGAACGAUGCUUCGAGGCUUUUGUACGCAGCAUCGCUCGUAAAUGCUCGACGACAACCGUAUUGAGGACCUAUACAUUUCCCGACUUAGGAAAUACAUCUUUUGUAGAUGAUAACAAUGUAAUUUGCGGGAUCGCAAAGGAGCCGUCGAUGUGGAAAAUUACAUCUAAUAAGCUUCCUUUUCUAAUAACAUCCGCGAGAGUUGAAAGGAUCCAAAAUGACAAAGCCUUUGGGAAGAACACGUGGAACGUGCACGUGAUUCUCGCAAAGAACAUUCAUUCUUUCGAUAAAAUUUCGAAGGAUGGCUCGACGUUCGAAUGGAAUCCGUACGAUCGAUUUAUUAUACUGAUCGUUUGUCAAGAGGAAAUGUUAUAUAAGUCGAGGCUUGAUGACAUUUUAAAGACAUUAUGGUCUAAACAUAAGAUGCAAAGCAUUUUAGUUGCCGAAACGAUCGCUAUCGCAGAUAACACUCGAAUUGAUCAAGCCAUUCGUAUUUACAAUCCGUUCGCCAAAGUCAACGAUUCUGCGUAUGGUCGAGUCGAAAUUAUAAAUGUAAAAACGGUAGGAGAGGCGUCGAGUCUGCUAUCUCACUUAAGCUACUAUCAAACAAAUAAUAUGAAUGGAUACGAAUUAAAAACAGGGGUCUUCUCGAAAGACGAAGAUAUGAGUGACGAGGAGAAAAUGGGACUGAGCAAACGUUACAAUAAUAAUCGUAGUUUCAAAGAAAUUGACCAAAUAAUACUGAAUACGAUAGCUGAACACAUGAAUUUCACAUAUAGACAAAUGCUUCCAAAGGAUAAUAAAUUUUUCGGCUAUCAGUUAUCUAACGGGACGUACGUCGGUGCUAUAGGCGAUGUAAUAUACGGUAGAGCGGACAUCUGCUUCGAAUCCUUUUUCAUAAAGAAAUAUAGUACUGAUCCCGUGGAGGACGUAAACUUCAGUGUAUAUAUGGACUUCGACAGAGUAUGCGUGAUUGUUCCUAAAGCAACCAAGAUACCCAAGGGGCUUCGACUAUAUCACUUUUUUCCGCUCUCAGUUUGGAUCUGUACAAUGUUGUCGCAGAUCUUUGUGUACCUAACGUCGUAUUUACUGCAAAUCUUUACUCCAGGAAGAACGAAAAAGCUAAGUUUCUCUGCAACGAUCUAUCGAUUGUUUUUAUUGAACAUCGGUUGCUCUCAAAAGUGGCCAAACACGAAUGCUGAAAGAAUAUUACUAUCGGGCAUUUUCCUCACUAACAUCACUAUAACUAGUCUCUUCAGUGGUAUUUUAUACAACAGUUUCGCGCAUGAUAUGUAUUAUCCAGAUAUUGAGACUCUUUACGAUUUCGAUGCUUCGGGAUUGCCGAUUUCAUUGGUAUCUCUCGGUCUAGCUGAUAUCUUUGACGAUGAUAACAGUUCGAUACUCAUGCGAAACUUGCAAAGUAAAUUGCGAUAUGGUGAAAACGCCGUACCCAAUGCGGCUUAUUAUCGAAAUGGCUCGGGACUUGCCAAAGAAAAAUAUUUCCCAUACGUUGAUGCGCGACACGUCGAUGAGGAUGGUGGUCCGUUGCUUCAUCUUAUCAAAGAAUGUCCAGGUGCAUUCUUCUUAUCGUAUUUGCUGCCCAAGAAUUCGAUUCUGCAAGAUGGAAUAAACACGUGGAUCGGUCGAAUGAAUCAAGCCGGUUUAACACUGUUGUGGGAGAAACAGACCAUUCAUACUUAUGUUGUUCAAGCGAAGGCUGAUCAAAAGAAAAGGAAAGCUCAAAAGAAAACGAUCGACUUCGUGCCAUUCAAUCUAUCCGAUGUGCAAUCUUCGUUUUAUAUGCUGCUGAUAGGGCUAUCGGUAUCUGCGAUAGUAUUUUUGCAUGAGAAAGGCUGGCUGAGAAGUCGAUUAUUGCGCACCAAGAAAUCAAACUCGGAAUCUACUAUCGGAUGCUAGUCAUGAAACCGUAGAUAGAACCACGCCUAUUUCAUUUCAGUUCUUUCCUUUGCGAGAUUUUUUUUUAAGGAAAUUGCAAAAGUACGCAUAAGCGAAGUAUAAAAAAAGAUAUAAAGAAGAAAUAUUUCUUCUUUCACGCUCUUGUUUUCUUCCGUUUUUUGUUCCAAUUCCCUCGAUUAUAGGCGAAUUAUUGUAGUAAAUCUCAAUGAAUCCAGUAGAGAGAGCAAUCUGAUCUAAUGGCAAUUUUAUCUUUUCAUAUUUAAAUAGAAAAAUAUAACACAAGAUAUAAGAUAUUAUUGUGCUAAUAUUUUAGACUAACACAUCAAUACACGCGAAAUGAAUUCAGUAGGACUUAUUGAUAGGACCCAUAAUUGAUCGAAGAUGAGAAAAAUCGCAAAUAAAAAGAAAUAUAGAUGAAAUUGUAUACUUUUUUCACACAUA